GAGGAAGGAAACUCGACUUCUAGCGUGCAGAAAUUUGGUAUUCUGGACUUGAGAGCUUAAGGUCAGGCAAGUAGGACGUGAAGAGAUGGCAAUGAAGGCUGUUUGCGUGCUCAAAGGCACCGGUGAAGUUACCGGGACCGUAUUCUUUGAGCAGGAGGGUGUCGAUGGUCCAGUGAAGCUGAUUGGGGUGAUCUCUGGUCUGGCCCCGGGGAAACAUGGCUUCCACGUCCAUGCUUUUGGAGACAACACCAACGGCUGUAUGAGUGCCGGACCCCACUUUAACCCCCACAACAAGACCCACGGAGGACCCACUGAUGCUGUUCGGCACGUAGGGGACCUUGGCAACGUGACUGCAGGAGCUGACAAUGUGGCUAAGAUCAACAUCCAGGAUGAGAUGUUGACUCUCACUGGACCCAACUCUAUCAUCGGCAGGACCAUGGUGAUCCAUGAGAAGGCUGAUGAUCUGGGAAAAGGAGGCAACGAGGAGAGUCUGAAGACUGGCAACGCUGGCAGUCGGCAGGCCUGUGGCGUUAUUGGCAUUGCCCAGUAAACAGGACACGCACUCCUUUACUGGAAGCCCUGGAACACACUAGCCUCUGCUUGAAGACCACUGUAGCUACCGCCGACCCCCAUAGAAGGCUCUGUAAAAAUACAUUUCUAGCCCAACCCCUACCUAGUCUUUUAUGACACCUCAUCUGACAGAACUGUGUCCCAAAUGACCUCUUAGUGUUUAUGUAGUGCACUACAUAUGGGUUAGGGUGCCGUAUGGGACAGACCCUGUGUUCUGAGGGCUUUGACUCGGACACACAGGUUGCAGGGGUUGACCCAAAUGACUCCCUAUUUAGACAAGAGCCCUACGACAGGUACAGACAAUCUGGUAGUAGUCCCCCCCCCCGUUCACUCUGGUAAGCUAGGUGGAAAUUUCACCAUAUUGUUUGUCCCUAUAAAAAUCAGAUCAAGUGCCCUAUGAUGAAGUGGCUAGGGUUGUUUUGGGAUUUAGUUUCUAAUGACCGCAGAAUAUAAAGCACUUAUUUAAAAGUUCAUUAUCAACCAGUAUCUCUGUUGAUCCUGCUAAGACUUGUUGCUUCCUGUCUAUAUGUGAGUCAUAUUAUUCUGUUGUCCCCUGUACUAGCUUUAGGACAGGGGACAUUUUUGGACACAUCCAUGUAUGUUCGCUUUGAGUACCAAGCUGCCCCAAUAAAAAAUACAUUGGGUGAAACUCGA
Molecule: messenger RNA, 1224 nt
Organism: Oncorhynchus tshawytscha (Chinook salmon)
Lineage: Eukaryota; Metazoa; Chordata; Actinopteri; Salmoniformes; Salmonidae
Product: superoxide dismutase [Cu-Zn]
Exons: 4
Coding region: 86-550 (154 amino acids)
Biological process (GO): removal of superoxide radicals
Cellular component (GO): peroxisome; mitochondrion; cytosol
Molecular function (GO): superoxide dismutase activity; copper ion binding
Source: RefSeq, a predicted model, not a curated record